UUAUUUCCUCUGGUUUUGCUUCAGGGACAGUCUGCGACAUCCGAAGCUUGGCUUUUUCGACCCGAAACCCGAUCUUUUUUUCUCAACCCGCCCGAUCCCUGGUUUCCAUUUUGAUAUUUAUCCAGCCAAAAGGUCUCAAAACUUCUCUAGGCCGCAGAAACAAUUAAAAAAAUUUUUUUUUGAAAUUUUUAAGAGAGCCAAUCCUCACUGUUUUCAACGUACAAAUUACUCUGGAACAAAUUCCAAUUUUGCUUGUUUUGCAAUAGGCAGUCGUGAUCGCUCAAUUUCCAUUUGGUUAAUGCCCAAUUUUGCUCGUCCCCUUGUUGUUGUUGAAAAAGUUUUUAAGGAUUCUGUCGUUGAUUUGUCAUGGUUUUUUAAAAUUUAUUUGGUUAGAAAUUUUUUGUAUUUUUUAAGGUGUGACUUGACUUUAGCAGCUUCCUCUAAAGAUGGAGUUGUUCGAAUUUUAAAAUUUUCUGAUAAUGAAAUUGGCAAUAUGCUCUCAACACAAGAAACGGCAUCAAUAAUUGAAAAACUUUAUGGAAUUAAACAACACAAUGCAUCAGAUGAACAUUUAAAUAACAAUGAUGAUAGUUUUUCUUCUACUAAUGGAAUCCAAAAUAUUGCAUUUCCUUCCUCCUCAGAUUUUGGUUAUACUUCAAUUUGUGAAUCUCUAGCUCGUCGAACUGCUGAAACAACAAUAAAUAGUGAAGAAGAAUUGUUUAAAGUUGCGUUUGGUCGUGAACCUCCAAAAAGACGUGUUUCAAUGGAAAUGUUGAAAAAAUUUGUGAGGAAGGCAAAAAGACAAAAGAACGGCAUUGAACAACAAAACCUUUCAAUACCCCCUAAUGGCUCUGUAAAAUCUCCUCAUCCUUGUCAAAAUGGUGAAGAUAAUGGAAUAAACAACACAAAAAUUAACUCUGACAGGCGUCUAUAUAAAAGAGCAGAAAAUUUCAAGGAAAGAAGAAAAAUAUUUGAAUUGCCAGAACGGAAGCGACUUUUAAUUGCAAGGAUUGAAAAAGAUUCUUCUAUAAAUUAUGUUGAAGUAAUAAACAAUUACCCUCUAAAGUCUUAUGUUGAACCAAGAAUUGCCAGAUUAUGUGGGUAUAAUAGAAGAAAAGGAGUUGAAGAAGAAGAACAUCAACCUAACUGGACUUGGUUUUCCCGACGUCAUAUUUCACUUCUUUUAGCAAAUCGAAUUUGGACAGCUAUAGCAACUUUUGAUGCCCAUUUUCUCGUAUUUUCAACACAAACUGGACGCCUUAUUUUUGAUGUUUGCCUUAAAGAACAAGCUUCAUUUUUUCAACAAUUAAAUUUGGAAAAGUUAUUAAUUGGUGGAUGUGGUGGAAUUAUAAGUGUUUGGAAUAUACCUCAAAGAAAACAAGAAAUGCAACAAUCAAUUGCCCCACUUUUUACUUUUCAAAAUCAACAAUUAAUUAGUGCAAUACUUUUACCUCAAACAAAUAAUGGAAAUAAUGGUGCUAAAGAAACAUUUGCAGGAAUUGAUUUGAAAUUUAGUGAUUUGAAUGUUUACAGAUAUUUGCCAAAUUCUAAUGGAUGGUAA
This is a messenger RNA of Meloidogyne enterolobii, 1561 nucleotides long. Lineage: Eukaryota; Metazoa; Nematoda; Chromadorea; Rhabditida; Meloidogynidae. The record is from the annotation of a GenBank genome assembly.